Andrographis paniculata is the source of this 716-nucleotide messenger RNA. RefSeq names its product 60S ribosomal protein L23-like. Bases 115 to 537 code for a protein of 140 amino acids. The transcript is spliced from 4 exons. NCBI's taxonomy places the organism in Eukaryota, Viridiplantae, Streptophyta, Magnoliopsida, Lamiales, Acanthaceae. Gene Ontology annotation, cellular component: ribosome; cytosolic large ribosomal subunit. The record is from RefSeq and is a predicted model, not a curated record. Gene Ontology annotation, molecular function: large ribosomal subunit rRNA binding; structural constituent of ribosome. Gene Ontology annotation, biological process: translation.
GAUAAAAAGCCCAUUAAUUACGAAGGCCCUUGACACAACUACACGUAUAAACCAAAACCCUAGCGCCUCCCGGCAUAUCAUCCACUGUGGGUAGAGGGAGAUCGUCCGGCAAAGAUGUCGAAGCGAGGGCGCGGAGGGUCGGCGGGGAACAAGUUCCGGAUGUCGCUGGGUCUUCCGGUGGCGGCGACGGUGAACUGCGCCGACAAUACUGGCGCAAAGAAUCUCUACAUCAUCUCGGUGAAGGGGAUCAAGGGCAGGCUGAACAGGCUUCCUUCCGCUUGCGUUGGUGAUAUGGUGAUGGCUACUGUGAAGAAGGGUAAGCCCGAUCUACGUAAGAAGGUCUUGCCCGCGGUCAUUGUCCGCCAGAGAAAGCCGUGGCGCAGAAAGGAUGGAGUCUACAUGUACUUCGAAGAUAAUGCUGGGGUCAUUGUAAAUCCCAAGGGAGAAAUGAAAGGUUCUGCCAUCACUGGACCCAUUGGGAAAGAGUGCGCCGAUUUGUGGCCAAGGAUUGCCAGUGCUGCUAAUGCUAUUGUCUAGACAUCGGUUGUUGUUUUCACUAUAGUUUUUGUGCUUGUUUCUUCCAUUGCAAUUUUGCAUCUGUCGUAGUGGUCUUACAAGACUUGUUGAAUUAUCUAAUUAUGGCACGAUGAAUAGGUGAGGAAUGGUGGUAUUUCUUGAAUGUUUUGUGUUUUUGAAUGAAUUAGGUUGUGUGUUCA